AUGUCCUCCUCUCCAUCUCCCACGUCGCCUUCCGUCCAGACUGUGGAGAGUGCGAGGGAUCCUCCGGCUGCGUCACGGGAAUACCUUCUUGAUGUAGAACACCCAGUGUUUAAGCACUUCAGGCUCAUCAAGCGGGAGGAGGGCAAGGCACAGCAGUACGAGUGCAAAUACUGCCCCCUUGUCUUCUCUGGUGCCGCCAUCCGUUGCGCUCAACACCUGACGUCAUGGAAGACCAUGAAGCGCCGGGAGGUGACACUUUGCAAGAAUGCCCCGGCUGAUGUUCGCCUCGCGAUGAAGUCCAAGUACGAGAAGCAGGCCGCAGUUGCAGAGGAGAGGCGGAGAUCGACUGAGGCUGCGAUUGCCUCGGGGACACCAGGUGGGAAGCGGUCCCCCAUAACCAACUAUCUCGCGGGCAACGCUGCAUCGACAAGACGCGAAGCACAUCGGUCGCUUGCGCUGAUGUUUGGGGGAUGUCAUAUCCCGGAGCAGAUCGUCGACCAUCCUCUCUUCGUCAACGCAAUCAGAGACGUCACCCGCGCCGGCGAAAACUAUGUUCCACCAGGCCGGAAGUACAUCGCCGGUAGCGGUCUUCAAGCAUGCCGCAGUGGCAUCGAAAGCGGGUUGGUGGGCAUCAAAGCAAGCUGGAAAAAGGUUGGAGUAACUGUCGCGUCCGACAUGAUGACGGACAAAAACGGGAGGCUGCAGGCAAAUGUCUUCCUCGUUAACGACGCGGGCGCCGUGUUGCAUGUGUGCGUGGACUGCAACAUGGAGAAGAAGAUAGGGGGAUACAUUGCGGGGUUACUAAAGCCCGUGGUGGAGGAGGUGGGGGCGGAGAACAUCGUCGCUUUUUGUACGGACGGCGGCUCCAACUACCCGGUUGCGUGCCAGAUCUUGGUUGCAGAAUGGCCCCACAUUCAGAUUGUCCCUUGUGCGACCCACGUCCUGGAUCUCCUCAUGGAGGAUGUGGGGAAGCUUGGGUGGGCGAAAGGGGUGGUGGAUCGGGCUGGGGAAAUGAAUGGUGCUCUCCGACCUGUGGAAAGAUUGGGCGGUGGGGGAUCGAAAGAAAGCAGCGGAGGGUUUGCUGCGCAGGUACUCGAUGCGGCUUGGUGGAAGACCGCCAAGUUCUUCACGAAGCUCAUAAAGCUCCCCUUCAUCGCGAUGCGGCAGACGGAUGGGAGCGCAAAGGGGAUGAUGGGGCGAAUGUACGACAUAAUGCUCCAACUUACCGAGGAUGUGGAGGCCCUUGUCGACGCGGAUGAGGAGCAGUUGUCCAGCACCGACAAGCAGCAGAUCCGCCACAUCCUGAAAAACAGGUGGGACGGGAGUCUUGCAUGUGCCAUGCACGUGGCGGGACGUAUCCUCAACCCUGCCAACCAAGAGGAGGACAUCUUCGGCGGGGAUGCGGAAUGCACAAGGGUGUUCAAGGCUUUCCUCUCCAAACAUAUGGAGUUCCUCACCGUGCGGGAGAAGGAGGGGGUGAUGAGUGCGACUAUUUUCUCGCAUUGGGGGACCAGCUGA
This is a messenger RNA of Closterium sp. Naga37s-1, 1518 nucleotides long. The record is from the annotation of a GenBank genome assembly. NCBI's taxonomy places the organism in Eukaryota, Viridiplantae, Streptophyta, Zygnematophyceae, Desmidiales, Closteriaceae.